This is a messenger RNA of Carcharodon carcharias (great white shark), 3915 nucleotides long. Its product is annotated as gastrula zinc finger protein XlCGF7.1-like. NCBI's taxonomy places the organism in Eukaryota, Metazoa, Chordata, Chondrichthyes, Lamniformes, Lamnidae. Bases 656 to 1573 code for a protein of 305 amino acids. Gene Ontology annotation, biological process: regulation of transcription by RNA polymerase II. The transcript is spliced from 2 exons. Gene Ontology annotation, molecular function: chromatin insulator sequence binding. The record is from RefSeq and is a predicted model, not a curated record. Gene Ontology annotation, cellular component: chromosome.
GAGAAUAAUGGGUGGUGGCGGCCUCCCGUGUCCGCGCGCCUGGCCUGCAGACUGGAACCAGAGGACGUCACCGCGGAGCAGAGUGAUUCCUAUUGGCUGAUUCAGACAGGGUUCCAUUGUGGACGUCACAAUGUGGAAGUCGGACAACGAGCUUCAGACUGAAACUUCCUCCUCUGGACAAUAUCUGUGAGGAAAUCAAUGUUUCCCCCUUUCCAUUUCUUUUCUCAUUCUGGGGGCAAAAUAUUAACUUGCAGGAAAUGAAGGGAAAGAAAGUGAAUCCAUUACUAAUAUUAGACGAGGAGGAUUUACAGACAGAAAUCUCAAAGGAAACAUCACGCCACAAUCUGACAAUUCAAGUAUUCAUCAGGACGUGAUUGACAUUGGCCUUUGAAUGUAGAAUGAGAAGUGUUUGUCCUGUCUGCUUCAAAAGAUUUUUAACAGCAGUGUAACUUGAAAAAAAUUGAGACAGACACACCCGAGUGAGAGUGUUCCAGUGCAUUGUCUGUGAAAAGGGCUUUAAUAAGUUGCACAGCCUGAAAAAACAUUGCAUGAUUCAAAGUGCAGAGAGAUCAUGCAUGUGUUCUGUGUGUGGACAAGGCUCCAACUGAUCAAAGAACCUUGACUGACACAAGGAUACCCGCACCAUGGAGAAAUCAUGGAAGUGUGGGGAUUGUGGGAAAGGAUUCCGUGUCCCUGUGAGCUGGAAAUUCAUCGGCGCAGUCACAGUGGAGAGAGACCAUUCAUCUGCUCCAUGUGUGGGAAGGGAUUCAUUGAUUCAUCUACGCUGCAGAGGCACCAGCAGAUUCACACCGGGGACAGGCCGUUCACCUGCUCCAUGUGUAGGAAGGCAUUCAGAGAUUCCUCCGCCCUGCUGACACGCCAGCAAGUUCACACCGGGGAGAGGCCAUUCACCUGCUCUGAGUGUGGGAAGGGAUUCAGAAAUUCGUCCACCUUACAGAGACACCAGCGAGUUCACACCAAGAAGAGACCAUUCACCUGUUCUGAGUGUGGGAAGGUAUUCAGAAAUUCCUCCACCCUGCAGAGACACCAGCGAUUUCACACUGGGGAGAGGCCAUUCAGCUGCUCUCACUGCGCAAAGAGCUUUAGAACGUCGUACGAUCUCCUGAGACAUCGGCAAGUUCACACCAGGGAGAAACCGUUCAUUUGCUCUGAAUGUGGAAAGGGAUUCACUCAGUUAUCUAGCCUGCUGACACACCAGUGUGUUCACACUGGAGAUAGGCCAUUCACUUGCUCCAUGUGUGGAAAGGGAUUCAGUCAGUUAUCCAGCCUGCUUAAACACCAGCGAGUUCACACCGGAGAGAGGCCAUUCACUUGCUCCAACUGUGGGAAGCGAUUCACUCAGUUAUCCAGCCUGCUGAGACAUAAGGCAGUUCACACCGGGGAGAGGCCAUUCACCUGCUCUGAAUGUACGAAGGCUUUCACUCAGUUAUCCAGCCUGCUGAGACAUCAACACAUUCACACAAGGGAGAGACCGGUCAACUGCUCCGCACAUGGAAAGAGAUGCACUUGUUCAUCCGAGCUGCUUAGACACCAUGGCAGUCACACCGAUUAGAGACCUUUUAGAUGCUCUGACUGUGGGUGUUAGCUGCAUCAGUUGAAGUUAAGUAUAUACAAUUGGAGGGAAUUGACUGAAUGGUUACUUGAGCACAUAUAAAGAGACACGUACUGGCCAAAUUGGCCAUCAACAGGUCCAGGCAGCAGGUGGCGAGGGGGUCGUCGGGCCCGACUGCCCAAUUUUUAUGGCUACAUUCAUGGCCGGGUAUCCCUGCAGAGGGAGCACGCGGUGUCCGCUGGCCGCUGGAGGCAUUCCGUGACCGGUGGGCACUGCAGGGUCUGGGGCACAUCACUGCCUACCACAAUCACAUUUUGGUUUAACCUACAUAAUUUUCCUUUGUGGUUUUGUCUUUCAUUGCAUUUCCCCUUUAAUUUUUUCAAUUGAUCUUUUGUUAAUUUGUCCCCUUUAAUUGUUAAUUUCAUAUUCAAAAGAGUAUGAAGAGACACUUACUGACACAGAGUGGAGUGGAGUCAGGAGGUAUAUACCUGUAAUGUUUCACUCCGUGAAUAAAUGUACACCAAGUAAAGAUUGGCUCCAGUUUCCUCCUUCACCAUCAGGCUGUCAGGAUUAUAACAUGGUAACAGAGAAUGCUUGUCUAAUGGUGGAGAUUGGUAACAAGAGGAAAAUAAAAUUUCAGACAGAAACUUACAAUCUGAGUUGCUUUUGUGAGAAAUGGCUGAAAGCAAGUGGGAAUGGAACUGGUUCAUAAUCUUAAAGGCUUCCACUGGGUCACCCUUCAGUCUUGUCUUUUCUGGAGAAAAGUGCCCAGGUUGUUUAACUUUUUAUGAAGGUUAAAUGCUCUCAGUUCUUGUGAAUGUUUGUUGCCACUUCUCCAGUGCCUCUAUCUCGUUUUUCUAAAUGGAAAUCACAAAUGUUGACAGUACUCUCAGUGUAGUCUAACCAUUGUUUGAAACAAGUUGAACAUAACCUCUCUGUUUUUCAAUUCUAUCCCUCAAGAAUGGAACCCUAUACCUGGGCCCCACACUUUAGGAAAGAUGUGAAAUUCUUAGAGAGGGUGCAGAGGAGAUUGAUGAGUCUGGCACCAGGGAUAAGGGACUUCAGUUAGUUGGAGAGACUGGAGCAGCUGAAAUUGUUCUCUAGAUCACAGAGUUACUCGGACAGAGAAGUAGGCCAUUCAGCCCAUCGAGUCAAAGCCGACUCUGUGGAGCAAACCAGUCAGUUCUAUUGCUCCGUUCUACCUCUGUAGCUCUGCAAAUUUAUUUUCCACAAUUGCCCCAACAAUUUCAUUUUGAAAUCGCUCAUCGUCUCUGCUUCCCCCACCCCCGCCUCUCAGGCAGCGAGUUCCAAGUCAUCACCAGUCACUGUAUAAAAAUACUUCUUCCUCCCAUCCCUCCUGCAAUUCCUGCCGAUAACUUUCCCCCUCAUCCGCGCAUCAUCAGCGAAUAGGAACAGCUUUUCUUUAUCCACCUUAUCUAAACUUGUCAUAAACUUGUACACCUCCACCAAAUCUCCCCUCACCCUCCUGUACUCCAAGGAGAACAAUCCCAGCCUGACGUCUAUAAUAAAGAGCAAACAGAAUAUGUUAAUGCCUGAAAUCAAAUGGGAAUGUUUGAUUUCUGUUUUACCAAUAUUAGCUAAAUAUUGUACUGGACAGUAAAGCAAUUGGAAUAACUCAUCUUGGGUGUAGUUCAGUGGAAUAUAUUAACCUGAUGUCCACCUACAUUCCAGUGAAAGUCAGGAAAUUGUAGGUGAAAUGAAUAAGCUGAUCACGUUGCCCUCAAGGCAGCUGUGGUGGGGGAGAGACCAUUGUUCACCUCCUUGUGGAAUGUAUCUUUGCAAAGAAGGUCUGGAGAGAGAUGCAGUGGUUUUUGUUGAGGUACAUCCCGAGCAGUUCUAUGACACAGGACUGUGUUCUACGGGCUCUUCCCAGGGACACACAGCGAGACAAACAUCAACUGCAGCUGGAGGAUCAACUCGGUGAAAGACCCUCUUUGGUCUGCCCGUAAAUUGUUGGUCUUCUGGUGCAAAGAGUUGUCCCUGACUGAGUGUUGCAGACUGGCACAUUCCAAGGUCCAGGACUACGUGCUGAGGGAUGCGCUAAAGCUUGGGGCAGCCGCCGCAAAGGCCCAAUGGGGAAAGGUCGCUGUCCAAGACCUUUCUGGCAUAGUGCACUGAGGUGCUGGGAAAGGUAUUGACCCAUUGGGCUGUACAGCUCACAAUGAAUGUAUGUAGUGAAUACUAAUUGUAUUAUAAACGGAUUGAAGCACCUUAGAGUGCAACGUGAUGUAUGUUGAUAACUCCAAUACCAUUACACUCUGUCUGUAAUGACCAUAUUGAAACGAUUGUAAUAUUCAUUGAUUGUGUUGAAGCACCUCGUG